Messenger RNA from Tupaia belangeri chinensis (Chinese tree shrew), 2259 nucleotides. RefSeq names its product BLCAP apoptosis inducing factor (gene BLCAP). The coding region runs from base 490 to 753 and encodes 87 amino acids. Lineage: Eukaryota; Metazoa; Chordata; Mammalia; Scandentia; Tupaiidae. The record is from RefSeq and is a predicted model, not a curated record. The transcript is spliced from 2 exons.
CGCCUGUUUUAAAAUUCUCUGGAUUUGAAGACCUAGGAGUUACGGAAUUUUGUAAAAGUCCACAGAAGGUUCUCAGAGGACCCUCUUGGAAGAUACUGAGGGAAUAUCGGGGAGUGUGGCCCCCCCGCUUUGCGCCUUGUCAUCAGGCGUUUACUGUAGGCAGCUCGAUUCCAAGAGGGGUCCUCGGCCGGCUCGACUAGAAGACGAAGGGGGCGUCUCCCCGGCUUCCUGCGGCGUCGGUGGCAAGCUGAGGUGGAGGCAGGCUGCGGCAGCGACGGCUACAGUGGCGGCGGCGCCAUGGCUGGGCUCCCAGGAUCCUUGCUGCCUUGGUGAUCCCAGGCUGACAGCCAGAGAGCACAGCGGCUCAGCUCCUGGAGAGUGAGGGCUGAAGAAAGCGGAGGGCAGCCGCCUGCGCCCGCUGGCUCCUAUUAGGUCGGUUCCUGCAGCGGUGCCCGGCAGCUUUGGCGAAGGCCCUGCCCGGCAGAGAUCAUGUAUUGCCUCCAGUGGCUGCUGCCCGUCCUCCUCAUCCCCAAGCCCCUCAACCCCGCUCUGUGGUUCAGCCACUCCAUGUUCAUGGGCUUCUACCUGCUCAGCUUUCUCCUGGAGCGGAAGCCUUGCACAAUUUGUGCCUUGGUUUUCCUGGCAGCCCUGUUUCUCAUCUGCUAUAGCUGUUGGGGAAACUGUUUCCUGUACCAUUGCUCCGAUUCCCCACUUCCAGAAUCGGCGCAUGACCCUGGUGUUGUGGGCACCUAACAGCCUACCCUGCUAGCUUUCCAAGGAAGCAGAAGACGGGAGGGGAGGCAUUGACGUAGGUCAUAAAGCAUUGGAGUUUCAAAUCCCGCAGCCUGCGGGUGCCACAUUCCUGACGGCGCCUUUUUGGCCUGUGAUGUUUUAUCCUUAUAAUGUGAAUAAUGGCACUGACCAGUGCUUUUAUUGUAGAGUCCUAUCGUCGUGGGUGGUCUCGUGGUUGUGUGUGUUCUGUCCCCAUCUCGGUCCUGGCUGGUGGGAUGGCCACCCCCCUCGCCUCAUUACUGCGAGGAGUCUGCGCCCAUCCUGGUCAAUCCGCCCCAGUGUGACCUAGGAAGGUAAAAUGCCAGUCCCCUUUUCACCUCUGUGACCCCUCCUUGUUAGGGUCUCCUUCCUUCCCAAAAUGUUACUGAUUCCUCAGUCCCUCCCCUCCUAGUUUCCCUUUAAUUCCCUUCUGUCCCUUUCCUUUUUGGGGGAGCACCUGUCCAAGACAGGGCUCAUUUUUGCACUUAUCUCGAAUUUGAAGAGAUUGCUGACGCCCGAGAGCCUCGCUUUUUCAUCCUUCUUUCCCUGUUCAGCAAGCUAGACAGAAACAUGUCUUAACUGUUUGUUGUCCACGAAUCUCCAGUAUUUUUUCCUCUUCAUCUUUAAGGAAAAAGCAACAGAUAGAUGUUGCUCUUUCACUUGGGUGUCUGGGCUUGUGCUUUCCAGCCCAGCUUCACUCCCUUUGCUCUUCCUCCUGCCUUUCUGAAUGGUCCUGAGGAGGGGGGCUUCCUUGUGUCCCCCAUGCAUGCUCUGCAGGAUUGAGGUAUGGUGUGUUCAUGUCGACCUAGCAGUCCCCAGCUGUGUGAAUGGAGAGUACUUGUGUGUUUCAUAACAGCCAUGAUGCCCUUGACAGGUGUUUGGAUAUUUUUUCUCGUGCCGUGUGUGUGUGUGUGUGUGUGUGUGUGUACACAAAUACAUGUGAAUACUCCUUUUAAAGAAGCUUUAUCAAAUGUGUUCUGAUUUUGAGGUUUAGCAAUAGCUAGCUAUAGUAGGUGCGGCUACAGUUUUUAUUUAGCAUGGGGAUUGCAGAGUGACCAGCACACUGGACUCCAAGGUGGUGCAGACAAGACAGAGAGAAGCAGUGGUCAUCGUCCUCCCGCCAGGAGCUUCUUCGUUCCUGCACACGUAGACUGUACGUUAUGAAGAACACACAGGAAGACUUUGUGACUGUCACUUGACUUGUUUCUGGGCUUCCGUAACAAAUGUUGGCAAACAAGACUUUCUCCUGGCCCCUAUCCACUGGGGAUCAGCAUGGUUGUUCUUCCAGUCCAAACCAUUCAUCUCUUUCUUGCCUGAGGCAGAAGGGAGGUGGGCCAGGCAGAGGACAGAACUGGUGGCAGCCCAUCUAGGGAAUGGGACUGCAAGGCCACAUGUGUGAAACAUUUGGACUGCUAUUCUGGAGCUUUUAUUUCUGGUGUGUUCGUUGCACAGCUGUUUGAAAUGUUUAAUAAAGCUUUAUAAACUUUA